UUUUUAAGAAGGCACUGAUCCAAGGCACCUGAAAGUGAAGGAAGGGGCUAUUCUCCAAUCCCCACAAAAGCCACCCAAGCCCAGCGCUGCCCUGAAUAGUAGUAGCAAUAAUAAUAAUAAUAAUAAUAAUCCAUUUUCUUUUAAAGCCGGUGGAAUACAUAGGAUCGCCUCUGAGAGACCGGCGAUAGUCCAAAGUGGGUGGGGGAGAAGGCCGUGCUUCGGCGACCGAGGAGGGGGUGGUUGUGGGGUGAGAGGGUGGUAAAACAAAGGCGGCAUUGCCCUCGAUUGCCCUCGCGUUAGAGAAGCGCCAAAGCGCGAGUCAGUCCUGCGCGAGGAGGAGGAGGAGGAGAGCCGAGUGGAAACAUUUGGGCGGCCAAGGGAAGGUCCGAAGUGAAAUCGAAAGUUGAGCGAACUCCGAGGGAACUUUCGCCCUCCGAGCUGCGUCGUCGCCUUGACCCUGCGAAAGGUCGGCGGGCGAGGAGGAGGAGGAGGAGGAGGACCAGGCUUGCUCCGCUCGGCUUGCUGUGCCAGACGUGUGAACUUCACCUCGUCUCGGGGGGGGGGGCGAAGCGGGGAGGGGGCGAAGGGGCUCUUCCCCGAAGCAGGCAGCCGGCGCUCUGACUGAAACCAUUGGGAGGCGAUGGGCGGCUGAGGUGGACGCGCCGGGGGAAGCGAAGCGGCCGCGGAGCUGGGAAGCGCGCCUUAGAUCCGAGGGGGAGAGAGAGAGAGAGAGGAAAGAGACACGCGCAACGGGUUCCCACCCACCCCUUCAGGGAAAGAGAAGCACGAGGAGCCCGCAGUCAUCGCUGCCCUGAAGGAAAGUGUUUUUGUUUUGUCUGCUCUGCCCCCCCCCCUCAAAAAAAAGAAUGGUCAUGCGGGCACCAAGCUUGUAGAAAUAUAAUCAUUAUUAUUAUUGCCCUCGCGCCUCCGGAGAAGAUGGAUUUCCUAGGCGGAGUCAUGCAGCAUAAGAGCAUAACGCUGAUCGUAUUCCUGGAGUAUAUUAUUUCUGGCCAUCCUGGAGCAGAUUCAGCGAAGCUGAGAGCCUUCCGAUGUGACGGGCACUCCUGCAAUCCUGCCGUGGGGAACCUAGCGACUGGAAGAACGCCGGUCACGCUUACCACCUGCGGUCAGAACAGCACAGAACUUUACUGCUUUUACCCAGACCACCAUCUUCUCCACCACCACCACCACCACCACCAUGGCCCCCAAGGGUGCGGACAGCCCAGAUGCACCAAGUGUAACGCCAACCAGCCUGAUAACUCUCACCUCCCUUCCGCUAUGACGGACGACUUCUUCCUAAACCCCGCCUCCUGGUGGCAGUCUGCGCAAGGGGUGCACAGGGAGGAGAUCCGGCUGGAUUUGGAGACGGAGUUCUACCUGACCCAUGUCAUAGUGGUGUUCAAGUCGCCUCGCCCAGCGGCCAUGGUGCUGGAGAGGUCGCAGGACUAUGGUCAGACGUGGAGGCCGUACAAAUAUUUCUCUGCCAACUGCACGGCCACUUUUGGGCUCCCAGACGAUACCACCGAGGAAGGGUCUAUCUGUACCUCCAGGUAUUCUGACGUGAUGCCUUGCACUAGAGGAGAGGUGAUCUUUCGUGCCUUAACUCCUGCUAACAAGAUUGAAGACCCAUAUGGUCCUGAAGCACAAGACCUCAUGAAACUCACCAAUCUGCGGCUCCUCUUAUUAAAGAGACAAGAGUGUCCUUGCCAAGGCUCAGGACUGCUGGAGAAGCCCCACAGAUUCUCCCAUUAUGCCAUCUAUGACCUAAUUGUCCGAGGCAGCUGCUUUUGCAACGGCCAUGCGGAAGAAUGCCAACUUGCCAAUGGGACAGUUGUUGUGGACAACAUGGUCCAUGGGAAGUGCAUGUGCAGACAUAACACUGCAGGGCAGCAUUGUGAGAGGUGCGCGCCACUGUACAAUGACCAGCCAUGGGAGCCAGGCGAUGGAAAAACAGGGACACCAAAUGAAUGCAGAAAGUGUCGCUGCCACAGUCAUGCUGAGAGCUGCCAUUUUGACCUGAGCGUCUGGUUGGCAUCAGGGAAGCAGAGUGGAGGUGUCUGUGACAACUGCAAGCACAACACAGAGGGCUACCGGUGUCAAAGGUGCAAGCCUGGUUUUUACAGAGACAAAGCCAAACCCAUGUCUUCGCCGGAGAUUUGCAAACCUUGCUCCUGCCACCUCAUGGGCUCAGUGAACACGACUUUCAACCAGAGCUGGAAAUGCCACCCAAAGACAGGAUUCUGCUUCUGCAAACCAGGCGUUGCAGGCCCCAAAUGCGACCGGUGCCUCUUGGGCUAUUGGGGAUUUGGAGAGAAUGGCUGCCAGCCUUGUGACUGUGCCAGAGACUGUGACAAGCACACUGGAGAAUGCCUCAGCAAUUACGACAAUCAGGCUUUUUUCAACAUUCCCAUUGGUGGAAGAAUCCCUGACCUUAUUCAAACACCAGCCAAUGAAACUGAAGAUGAGUGGCAGUGGAAUGACCAUGAGCAAGGGUUUUCGGCACUAAGACAUCCAGAAAAGUGUGUCUGCAAAGAAAGGAUACUAGGAAGCGUCACCAAUUUCUGCCAGAUGAAAUAUGCUUAUGUAAUAAAAGCAAAGAUCCUCUCCGCUCAUGACAAAGGAACCCAUGCAGAAGUCAUUGUAAAGGUCAAGAAGGUUCUGAAAUCGGGAAGAGUGAAAAUCACAAGGAAUAACAGAAGCAUCUAUCCUGAGUCUUGGACCAACAGAGGGUGCACAUGCCCAAUUCUUAAUCCUGGUGUAGACUACCUGAUAGCAGGACAGGAAGACACACGGACUAACAAACUUCUCGUGAACAUGAACAGCCUGGUGAAGCCCUGGAAAGCUCACUGGGGGAAACUAGUCGCAGACAUGCUUCGAACUGGAUGCAAAUAGUACCUUCUUUCAAAGCAAAAGCCACAGACUUUACAUAUGUUAGUAAUAUUGCAGUGAAAGGCCUAAGUAGUUCUCUUGUUGUCUAUCAGAACAUUCCUAGCUAAGGGGAAUUUAAAAACAGAAUCUCUCUCCUCACCCCCGUCAAAUUUUGUGUUUUAGGCAGGAAUCUUGUGCCUUGAGUUCUUUCUCCCAAGAAUCAAAGGACAACGACAAACAAUCCCAGCCCACACAGACUUGGAAACCUCAACCCUUAACUUUGUUUGCCUAGGAAUCACAACUUAUAGCUUGCCCACAUCGUUUAUCUGGAACUAAGCCCCACCACCACAGUCAGUGUCAAGAUUACAAAAUGCAUCGCACGUUGAUGCUUUCAAGUUCCAUCCUGAUACUACUAACGCAUAAACUUAUAGCUGCUUCACUAAAGCAUUUGUUUCGGGGUGGGUGGGUUGCUUUUUUGAAGCAGCCAUAAAAGAUGAGCAAACAACUUUGUCGAGCUUUGGAGCAACAACAUGCUCAACAGUUGGCCUGUCACAUGACUCCUGCUUUAUUCGGCAAUCUUUUCAGCUGACUAAGCAAGCUACAGUUAAAAUAAUAUACGCAGCCUUUGGGGGUCCUUAAAGAGUGUGUACGUGCGCCCUCGGCAUUUGCAAUGGGAUGGAAAGAUUCUGUAGAUUUAUGUUGUCUGUGUCCGAACUUUGCCACCAGAGAAGCCAUCAGGCAGAGCCUGUGAGAUGGUAGAAGAGGCUAAACGCCUUCCCAGGACUUAGCCCCCCCGGGGGAUUCUGGGAAGUGUGUGCACUGCAUACGGGGGGCAUGGCUGGGGUCUGAUCCUGCAGGCAGGACUCUCAAUGGACUUCACCUUCGUUCUUUCACAGAGCUUCCGGGGAAAGUGAUUCGUGGGGGGAGUUGGAUUAGAGAUUACAAGGACUGAUGAGUGGCGUGGGGAGAGUUGGAUUAACAUCAUUUGCCUUCUCUAGGGCUCUGUUCUCUCAAUACGUGCACCAAAUCAACAAUAGUUCUGGCUUUAACUUUGAACCCACCUGCUCCCAUCAAAGGUCUUCUCCCACCGGCAUCCAUUGCACCACACAAAUUUCAGGAGGAUUGCUGCUAAGAAGGACUUGUGCAGCACCGAUGAUUCCUUUGUGAGGGAAGAAUGCAGCACCGGCCCACAGUUUCUGCAUACAAGUAGUGAAAGAAGUCCUGGAAGUUGACUUGGUUUAGCGUUGGUAGAUUCACCAAACCACCACAGAAGAGGUUGCAGUACAGCUAGUGAGACAUACUGAUAUGCAUGCCACAUUCAAGGAAACAUCGGCUACCUCUGGGAACAGCCAUGUGGUUAUUCUGGCAUGCUCUUUCCAAGAUAAUAUUUGAGUCUCAAGUGCAGUCCUGCUAAUAUUUCAUGUAAAAAACUGUCAUAGCUGCCACCAACUUGCCUGCUUUCCUGUGGCAUUUACGUUCCGUUUAAGAGUAGGGCUGCUGCUCCAGAGAAGCAGACACGGAGCAAUGGAUUCAAGCUACAAGAUAGAAGAUUCCACCUAAACAUUAGGAAGAACUUCCCGACAGUAAGAGCUGUUCGAGAGUGGAAAUUUGCUGCCAAGGAGUGUGGAGGAGUCUCCUUCUUUGGAGGUCUUUGAGCAGAGGCUUGACAGCCAUAUGUCAAGAAUGCUUUGAUGGUGUUUCCUGCUUGGCAGGGGGUUGGACCGGAUGGCCCUUGUGGUCUCUUCCAACUCUAUGAUUCUAUGAUUCUAGGGCUUCUCAAAGAGCUCUCUUCUCUAAUAUGAAAGAUGGUCAACUAGUGAUGUUGGUAUUCUCUAUUUUCUGUUGGUUGGUUCAAAGAGAAUGGCACCAUGAAAAUGCUUAAGUGUUGGCCUUUAAGAAACACAAUACCUUGUCUUAUUGAUCUUGCCUUGUUUUACUGAUUUAGCUGCGAUUCCUGCAUUACAGAGGAUUGGACUACAACUCUACAAUUCUGAUUUUACGAUUCCUGAAGAGUUGAGGCACUUGUGAGCAGGCACACAAGUAACUACAUCUUGCAUCGUCUGUAAGGCUGGCAGGUAGCAUUCAGCGUUCUGGCUAGUCAAGGCACACAGAAAUCUGCACAAAGAUACAAAGGCUACCUUUGCUUGCCACACUGAACCAUGGUUUAGCAUGUGUGUGAGUCCCUCCUCUUCCUGGCAGAUUGAAAGCUUCUGCUUCUGACUAACCACAGUUUACUGUGCCAUCUGUUCCUGUGGCUAAUCACAAAUAUGCUAAGUUUAAACAAGCCCGCUGCAGUAACUAUGGUUUAAAGUUGCCUUCUUUGAAACUAACAAGAGCUCAUGCCAGUCCAAAUGAAAUGGCAAACCAUAGGCUAAGCAAAAGCUUUCAAACUACUCCUGGCUCAUGAGAUGAGGAGGGACACAGGCUUAUCUCGCUGCAGCUCUGUCCUGCUUGCUCAUGUCACUCUAAAUCACAGGCUUGUGUAAAGUGCAGCUUUCACCAGACCUGCCACCCCUCGAAUCAGGUAGCCAGUUACAGCUAACAGGACAGGUUUGUCCAUUGGAAGAGGCUCAAGAUGCUCACAAAAAUAUACUGUAUACACAACCAUCCAGAUUUGCUGCAGUUGUUUUCUUCUGCAGCUUGAGAGCUCUGCACCACCACCACGGCUGACAAUCCUAUCGGCCUGUGAAGGACACACUAGUUGUGCUUUCUCCCCCAUAUCUACUUUUUAGUUUGCAAAUCACUGCAUGAACAAGUUUUUAACAUCUUGCAAAACCUCUCAGGCCCAUCAGUUCUCUAUACAGCUAGCUUCUAUUGCAAUAUGCCAAACCUUUUUGCCUGGGGUCAGUCUUGCAGAGAAAUUGCUAAGUCCAUACACAAAAACUGAGUGUACUUCAUUGAGCUUGAAAUGGUGUUGUCUACAGAAGCCACAUCUGGAGCACGAAACUUGGGUCACACAGGGCAGUCCAUUGAAAAGAAAUUCCAAGGCAAGGAGACUAGUAUUCCUUAGCAUUUACAAAGAUGUAAUAUUGACCAGACUGGCUUAACUGAAGGCUUCCAUUUGAAGUCAGGCAUCCAUUAGGGACACAUUUUCAUCAAUUGUAAUGGGAGAAUAGAAGAUGCGUUGCUCAGAUAUUACUUGUCCUAAAGAUUGUGAAGUUUGUUUUGAAUGCCACUCAGCUGCAGGAGAAAUGGAAAUCUAACUUCACUUAAACACGUGGAAAGGUUAUCUGUAGGUUAUGGGAAACACUGUCCGAUGUGAAAAAAUGCUCGUACUUAACCACAGGCCAAGGCCUUCUUCAUACAAUUGUUCUUUUAUUUAGGCUCCGGUAUGCAUUUCAGGUAAUCUAUGAGUAGAAGCCAUUACUUCUAGUUGCUCACAGUUUUCAUUAAAGUGCUAAAGUCAAACUGGA
This is a messenger RNA of Zootoca vivipara (common lizard), 6281 nucleotides long. RefSeq names its product netrin-4-like. Gene Ontology annotation, biological process: cell migration; basement membrane assembly; axon guidance. Lineage: Eukaryota; Metazoa; Chordata; Lepidosauria; Squamata; Lacertidae. The record is from RefSeq and is a predicted model, not a curated record. Gene Ontology annotation, molecular function: protein binding. Gene Ontology annotation, cellular component: laminin trimer.